AUGGCUUGGCCGGGAGGAUCUCAUGAUGCGGUAGAGCUGCCUCUGCAUAUUGUAGACAGUUCAGACACAAUCGAUGGACGCACUGUUCCCGCUACUACAGUCUUGGACGGAAACCGCAAAAUAGUGUUACUUAAACGUCACGUAUUUACGCAACAAUACGAUGCCAUUUUUUUUGCGGCCGACAUUCACCUUGCGUGGGGCUUCCCGCAGUCAGGCAGCGGGACUCAGGCCAACAUCAUGUUGGUGCAAAUACUGAUCAUGAUGUACAUCGCCACCUGUCUUCUGUUCUACGUGGCUCACGUCAUCGAUUACUACUUUACGAGUCGUGAAAAGGUAUUUGUGUUGGCUGUUGCGGAAUUAGUUGGAAUGGCAUUCCGGGAAUACUUAUCAGGGUUCUUUCACGAGCACAACGCGAUGGCGCCUUUCUCCCGAUUAUACAGAGCUAUGGUGCUCAAAAUGAACCAACAUGUGAUUGUCUCUUCCAUAGAUGAGGAUGAGGCUACGACCUCUGGCAUCACAGACGACCCCGCGGACGACCUUCAACAGCGCGUCAUAUUCGUCAACCAUCCGCAACCACAGAAGUUUGUGAACAACAGAAUAUCCACAGCUAAGUACAGUGUGCCAUCGUUCGUGCCGCUAUUCCUGUUCGAGCAGUUCCGUCGCUAUUCCAACUGCUUCUUCUUGCUGAUUGCACUGCUGCAGCAGAUCCCAGAUGUGUCUCCCACGGGUCGCUGGACCACGCUCACACCGCUUAUACUCAUACUCAGCGUCAGCGCCAUCAAAGAGAUCGUGGAGGAUUUUAAACGUCACAGAGCGGACGAUGAGACGAACCGGCGGAUGGUGGAGGUGCUCCGCGGCGGCUGCUGGCAGAGCAUCCGCUGGGAGCGCCUGCAGGUUGGAGACAUCUGUAAAGUGCUCAACAACCAGUUCUUUCCAGCUGACCUAAUUCUGCUGGCCUCAAGCGAGCCGCAAGGUAUGUCCUUCAUUGAAACGUCCAAUCUGGAUGGCGAGACCAAUCUGAAGAUCCGUCAAGCCAGUCCUGACACAGCACGUCUCGAUAGUCCCGCAGCGCUGGCCGGGUUCCGUGCCACCGUACAGUGUGAACCGCCCAACAGACAUCUGUAUGAGUUCAACGGGAUGUUGAAAGAAGCCAAUGCCAAGACCAUUCCCCUUGGUUUAGAACAAAUGCUUCUAAGAGGCGCCAUGUUGAGAAACACGGCGUGGCUUCAUGCUCUCGUCGUGUACACCGGACACGAGACCAAGCUUAUGAAGAAUUCAACCAAAGCUCCGUUAAAGCGGUCGUCUAUCGAUCGUCAGACGAACACCCACAUCCUGAUGCUGUUCAUCAUACUGCUGGUGCUGUCUCUCCUGAGUGCGGCCUGCAAUGAACUAUGGCUGCGAAGACGAGCCUCGGAUUGGUACAUAGGACUCGAUGAAGCACAGAAUGCACAUUUCGGAUUCAAUUUUUUAACAUUUUUGAUAUUAUACAACAAUCUUAUACCUAUAUCGUUACAAGUUACCGCGGAGAUAGUUAGGUUUUUCCAAGCCAAGUUUAUAGCGAUGGACAGUGAAAUGUACCACGAGGAAACGGACACUCCGGCGUUGGCGAGGACGUCGAACUUGAACGAAGAGUUGGGUAUGGUGCGGUACGUGUUCAGUGACAAGACGGGCACGCUCACAUGCAACGUUAUGGAGUUCAGGAAAUGUUCCAUCGCUGAGGUGAUCUACAACAAGCUGCAGCCUGGCGAGCGUCUGGAGGACAGUCUGUUGUACCAACACCUGGACAGCGGUCACCCCAGCGCUCCCGUCAUAUCAGAGUUUCUCACGAUGCUGGCUGUCUGUCACACCGUCAUCCCGGAGAUGGUGGACGGCAAGAUCAACUACCACGCAGCAUCACCCGACGAGCGUGCGCUAGUCUGUGGCGCGGCGUCCUGGGGCUGGCAGUUCACUACGCGGACGCCACACGCGGUCACUGUUAGAGAACGAGGCGAGUCGCGGACAUACGCUAUACUGAACGUGCUAGCGUUCACCUCAGCUAGGAAAAGGAUGUCCGUGGUCGUACGAACCCCAACAGGUGAAAUAAAGUUAUACUGUAAAGGUGCGGAUUCGGCCAUAUAUCCUCGACUGGCAGGCGGUCCUCGAGCGCCCUACGCGGAACAUACUUUGGAACACUUGGAACACUUCGCCACUGAAGGUCUUAGAACACUCGUGUUCGCUGUAGCAGACAUACCAGAAAAUGUUUACAAGGACUGGUCGAACACUUAUCAUAAAGCGAGCAUAGCGAUACAAGACCGAGAACAGAAGUUGGAAGAGGCGGCAAUGCUUAUAGAAAAUAAUUUAAGAUUACUAGGAGCUACGGCCAUAGAGGAUAAAUUACAAGACGGUGUACCUGAAGCGAUAGCAGCGUUGUUGAAGGCGAACAUACACGUGUGGAUACUGACUGGGGACAAACAAGAAACUGCCAUCAAUGUAGCGCACUCGGCGAGACUGCUGCAUGCCGCCAUGCCGCUACUCAUACUGAAUGAGGAUAGUCUUGACGGCACGAGAGAAAGUCUUUCUCGCCAUCUGGCGGAUUUUGGUGAGAAUCUCCGGAAAGAGAACGAAGUGGCACUCGUCAUAGAUGGAAAGACGCUCAAGUAUGCUAUGGGAUGUGAUCUCAAGAAGGACUUCUUAGAUCUAUGUGUAUCGUGCAAAUCAGUAGUGUGCUGCAGAGUCUCGCCCAUACAGAAAGCUGAGGUAGUGGAGCUAGUUUCUCGUUCAACUGGCGCCGUGACGCUCGCCAUUGGUGACGGUGCUAAUGACGUGGCCAUGAUACAGAGAGCGUCGGUAGGAGUCGGGGUCUCGGGGGUUGAAGGACUACAGGCGGUCUGUGCCUCCGACUAUAGUAUAGCACAGUUCCGUUUCCUGGUGCGUCUCCUGCUGGUGCACGGCGCCUGGAACUACUCACGCAUCAGCAAACUAAUUCUCUAUUCAUUCUACAAGAACAUCUGUCUGUAUGUCAUCGAAUUGUGGUUCGCUAUAUAUUCCGCAUGGUCUGGGCAAAUUCUGUUCGAGCGGUGGACGAUAGGGUUCUACAACGUCAUAUUCACAGCAAUGCCACCAUUCGCUAUAGGACUGUUUGACAAGAUCUGCUCUCCUGAAAUUAUGCUCCGGCAUCCGGUGUUAUAUGUUCCAUCUCAACAAGGUCUUCUAUUCAAUGUGCGCGUGUUCUGGGUGUGGGCGGUGAACGCGCUGCUGCAUUCGGUGCUGUUGUUCUGGCUGCCCGUAUUACUAGCGGCACACCACGUACUAUGGUCCAGCGGCAAAGACGGCGGAUAUCUAGUACUGGGGAAUUUCGUUUACACUUUCGUGGUAGCAACAGUCUGCCUGAAGGCUGGUCUAGCGACUCACUCUUGGACGUGGGUGACGCACCUUUCUAUCUGGGGCUCCGUGGCGCUGUGGUUCCUAUUCAUCCUCAUAUACAGCAACCUGUACCCAGCUGUUGGUAUCGGGGCUGUGAUGCGAGGGAUGGACCGCAUGGUGUUCAGCUCGCUAGUCUUCUGGUUCGGAUUACUCCUGGUACCAGCCGCUACUCUACUACCAGACUUACUCAUCACUGUCGUUCAUAACUCAGCGUUUAAAACCAUGACGGAGGCGGUGAGGGAGAGUGAAAUCAAACAAAGAGAUCCCGCCGCACUACUGGCGCUUCCGAGACAAUCAUGGACUUACGUGAUGUGUUAUUUGAGAGGAAUGAGGAUGUUUAAAUGCCUGACGGAGACGGCGCGCCUGCUGCAGAACGUGCGCAGUGUGUUCGGUCGACGCGGCCAGAGGCACACCGAGAUGGAACUAUCACAUGGAUUCGCGUUCUCUCAAGAGGAGGGCGCGAGUGUCUCCCAGGCGGACGUCAUUCGUGCCUACGACACGCGACAGCCGCGUUCGCGUACUUAA
Molecule: messenger RNA, 3927 nt
Organism: Danaus chrysippus (African queen)
Lineage: Eukaryota; Metazoa; Arthropoda; Insecta; Lepidoptera; Nymphalidae
Source: the annotation of a GenBank genome assembly